UUAUCCAAUGCGUGCAUGCAAAUUGUUUUACACACAACUGCUAAGGGUAACUAUAGUCCCAUUAAAUUGAUAAAUAAAAUUAAAACGUUAGCAUUAAAUAUACCGUGGCUUUUCAUUAUGCACACAACACAUCUGUUUGACUAAUGUUAGUCUCAUGGAAACACCUGUUAAGUGUAACGAUGAUUUUAAAUUCUAUUUUGAGAACACACACUCAGCAAAAGUCAACGGAUUUAACUUGUCUAAAUAGUUGACAAUGUUGAUAAAGAUGAUUUACCCAUCAUGGGUUGUGCAUGUGUUCCUGGGUCUAAUUUCAUGUUGGUAUGGUUAAUCCAGGAGUCCCGCUCUGCGUCUAGGAGUGUUAGCCCCAGGCGCUCUGGUAAAUCUGCCAGCCGCUCGCCAGCACACUCCCCUGCCCACUCGAAGGAGGACUCCCGCCACUCCCGCUCGAAAUCCCGCUCUCGCUCCAGGUCGAGGUCUAGGUCUCGUUCUCACCGGAGCUCCCGCCGGUACUACAGCAGGUCUCGUUCUGGCUCUCGCUCUCGCCGCCGCCGCUCACGCUCCGGGAGCCGGGAGUAUGGCCGCCGCCGCAGCCACAGCCGCUCGCCCAUGUCCAACCGCCGGCGCCACAUCGGGAACCGGGCCAACCCCGACCCCAACAACUGCCUCGGCGUGUUCGGCCUGAGUCUCUACACUACGGAGCGGGACCUGCGCGAGGUGUUCUCAAAGUACGGCCCGCUGGCCGACGUGAGCAUUGUCUACGACCAGCAGUCGCGCCGCUCCAGGGGUUUCGCCUUCGUCUACUUUGAGGCCAAUGAAGAUUCCAGAGAGGCAAAGGAGCGUGCAAAUGGAAUGGAAUUGGAUGGUCGCAGGAUCAGGGUUGACUACUCCAUCACAAAAAGACCUCACACCCCAACCCCCGGGAUAUACAUGGGAAGGCCCACAUAUGGCGCCCCCAGCAUGUCCUCGUCUUCGCGAUCGUCACGAUCUUCACGCGAGUACGACCGCGGGUACGAACGUGGGUACGAACGAGAGGAACGAAGAGGAGGAGGAUAUGAUCGUUAUGACGAUAGAGAGAGAGAAUACAGAGACUACAGAUCUUACAGUAGACGGAAGUCCCCAUCUCCUUAUUACGGCCGAGGGGCUUACAGAUCCCGCUCUCGCUCGCGUUCUUACUCUCCCCGUCAUUACUGAAAGAAAGGAUAAUGUGGUGAUGGUUGCUUUACCCAGAAAGGAUCAGUGGUGGUCUGUGACUUUUGGUGUUAGGUUUCAUUCUUUAACUUUAUGCUAUCGUUUUAUGUAUCAGAGUAUGCGCAUGUAGUUCCAAUCGUGACAUCAGAACUGAAUUGCUGAAUUUUUGCACUCAUGUCUCAUGGAACUGGUUUCCCUUUGUAAUGUAAGGCUUCUGUGAAGGUGUAGAGAGCACACAACCUACAGCUCUCCCGUUUGUAAUGUGUAUAUAUAUUUCAUGUAGCCUGUAUUCACAGAAUAAACUGCGUCUUUACACGUUUUA
Sardina pilchardus (European sardine) is the source of this 1510-nucleotide messenger RNA. RefSeq names its product transformer-2 protein homolog beta-like. NCBI's taxonomy places the organism in Eukaryota, Metazoa, Chordata, Actinopteri, Clupeiformes, Clupeidae. Gene Ontology annotation, molecular function: RNA binding. Gene Ontology annotation, biological process: positive regulation of mRNA splicing, via spliceosome. The record is from RefSeq and is a predicted model, not a curated record. Gene Ontology annotation, cellular component: spliceosomal complex. The transcript has 7 exons. The coding region runs from base 280 to 1191 and encodes 303 amino acids.